GAGAGAGAAGAGUGUUGUCCCCAUAGGCAAACUCAGAGUGUGACUACAACCACCACCGAGAACUACUGUUCUGUUUCUCUCCAACUUAUUAUUAUAAGCCUAUAUACAAUCUGAAAAACAUGGCCUUGCUCCGCCUGACCUCUGCCGAUAUCAAAGGAUUCAAACUUCUUUUCUUUCUCCUCAUUCUCUGCGGACUCAUAUCUUACCUCGUAUACAACGUCGUUCACAUGAAGUUCGUCACGCCUCUCGGGGUUGACGCACCGCUGGAUCGAUUCUCCGAAGCCAGAGCAAUCGACCAUGUCCGCGUGCUCGCGGAAGAUAUCGGCAAUCGCCAGGAGGGGACUCCAGGUCUGAGACAGGCAGCUGUUUACAUCAAAACACAGUUAGAACUGAUAAAAGAACGAGCUGGACCAAAUGUCAGGAUAGAGAUAGAAGAAACCGUUGUUAAUGGCUCCUUCAAUAUGAUAUUUUUAGGACACAGCAUAUCUCUAACUUAUAGAAAUCAUACGAAUAUUCUUAUAAGGAUUUCAUCGGUUGAUUCUCAAGAGACUGACCCAUCAGUUUUAUUGAAUGGUCAUUUUGAUACCCCACCAGGUUCCCCAGGAGCUGGUGAUUGUGGAUCAUGUGUUGCUUCAUUGCUUGAGCUUGCAAGGCUUACUGUUGAUUCUGGUUGGAUUCCUCCCCGGCCAAUAAUAUUCCUAUUUAAUGGAGCUGAAGAAUUGUUUAUGCUGGGUUCACAUGGUUUCAUGACGUCGCAUAGAUGGCAUGAUACAGUUGGAGCUUUUAUUGAUGUUGAGGCAUCUGGGACGGGAGGCUUUGACUUAGUGUGCCAAUCUGGACCUGGAUCUUGGCCUUCAUAUAUUUAUGCUCAGUCAGCUGUAUAUCCCAUGGCAAAUAGUGCAGCUCAGGAUUUUUUUGGGGCCGUUCCUGGUGAUACAGAUUACAGAAUGUUUGCCAGAGAUUAUGGUGACAUUCCUGGCUUGGAUGUUAUCUUCCUGCUUGGGGGUUAUUAUUACCAUACCUCAUCUGAUACUGUGGAAAGACUAUUACCAGGAAGCAUACAAGCACGUGGGGACAAUUUGUUUAGUUUGAUGAAGGCUUUUGCCAAUUCUUCUAAGUUAUUAAAUGCCCAAGAACGAGUUUCCUUUAGAGCUGCUGCCAGUGGGUCUGAAGGCGAGAGACCGAUUUUCUUUGAUUACUUAUCACAGUACUUGGUUGUUUACUCAAGCAGCCAAGCCAUGGGUUUGCACAGUAUUCCAUUUGCCAUCUUCCUCCUUAUGCCAUUUUUAUUGCGCUUGUCAACUGGAAAUUUAGUUUGUUCCUUCAGUGCCUACUUUGACUUUAUUAAAGGGUUAUUACACCAUGCUAGUGGGGUUAUACUUGCUAUUAUUUUUCCUGUAACUUUUGCUGUCCUGCGGUUGCUAUUCUCUGGACAUUCAAUGAACUGGUUUGCUAAUCCAUGUUUGGCGUUUGCAAUGUUUUUGCCAUGCUCACUGGCUGGUCUACUGGUUCCAAGAGUUCUUUGGAAACAAUUUUCUCUCUCCCAAGAUGUUUCAGCUCUUGCAUUAUCACGGGAGGAAUUGGUUGAUGAAGCAAGGUUCUGGGGUGCAUUUGGGUUCUACUCCUCCUUGACCUUGGCAUAUCUUGUAUCUGGGCUGGGUGGAGGUUUUGUCACAUUCAUUGCAUCAUUGUUUAUGCUUCCAGCAUGGAUCUCCUUCCGUUUAUCAGUCAAGUUCUUUGGUCACCAAUCUCUAAGGUCAACAGCAUGCUAUGUGGUCCCUUUGGUACCUUGCUUAAUCUACUCCAUUUACUUUGGCGGAUUUUUUGCUAUGUUCUUGAUCGAGAAAAUGGGCAUGGCAGGCGCUCAUCCACCUCCCUAUGGGUUCUUCGUUGCCGAUGUAAUUGUUGCGGCUGUCCUUGGAUUAGUAACAGGCUGGUGCGUAGGUCCUCUUUUACCGGUUGUUGGGAAAUGGUUGGCAAAAUCAUCAAUUAUCCAAUUUUUGCUGCAUGGUACCGUUCUUGCUUUGGCUGUAUCAUCACAAUUCUUUCCAUACAGCAAAGAUGCACCUAAAAGGGUUGUUCUUCAGCACUCUGUUCGGACUAUAGGUGCAAAUCAAAUAUUGGAUGUUAGCUUUGAUUUUGCUGUAGUUGACUCCAACUCCCUGAUGUUUGUUUUCAAACAUGCACCUGAGGUGGUGAAGAAAGUGCAUGGUAAUCGAGAAUUAAGUUUUGACACUGCUAAUCAGUCAGGUCCUGAAACAUGGAUGGGAAUUUUUCCGAUAUCUGCUAUGUUCUCAAGAACCUUGAAGUUUCCCACCAAAGCUGACGAUAUCUUGGAGCAAUAUAGAUAUUUCCCAUAUUUAUCAACUGGCAAAUCACAAUUUACUUCUGUCGGGGGACCUCGGAGAGUCAAUUUAGAAUUUUCCUUGGGUUCUUCAAAGGAGGUGUGGGUUGCAGUCCUUAACAUCACAGGUCCAUUGUCAAAUUGGUCAUUUGCAAAUAAUAAGCUUCCAGCUCCUCUGAAAGUCGGUAAUGGGCCACCAUCGUACAUAUGUAGAUUGAGUGGUGCAAGCCAUGAAAACUGGAACUUCUGGUUGGAGGCCAACAGUUCUGAAGCUUUGAGGGUGGAUAUUGCUGUAGUAGACCAACAUUUAACAGAGUCAGCGGAGAAGUUGAAAGGCCUUUUUCCAAGUUGGAUGGAUGUCACUGCCUUCACAAGUUUCAUGUCUUCCCAUGUCUUCUAAUUUGAUGUGCUCUCAUUUACCCUGUUUUAUCCGUGUACCGUGGAAACAAUUUUGUGGAUAAGUUUUGCUCAAUGAAAUUCUGAUGCUUUAAGAUUUCAA
This is a messenger RNA of Sesamum indicum (sesame), 2843 nucleotides long. Its product is annotated as Zn-dependent exopeptidases superfamily protein. The record is from RefSeq and is a predicted model, not a curated record. Gene Ontology annotation, molecular function: metalloexopeptidase activity. Lineage: Eukaryota; Viridiplantae; Streptophyta; Magnoliopsida; Lamiales; Pedaliaceae. Gene Ontology annotation, biological process: proteolysis.